CUUUUUGUAGGUUGAAAGAAGAAAAGGAGACCUGCUUAUUCAGUGAAGAUGCACUCUACUUAGUCUUCAGCUAUUAAGCUGAAUGCAUUGUGAUUUCCAAUAAUUGAGACAGUGAUUCUGAAAGCUGUCUACAUUAAUGAAAAGAACAAUGUAGUCAGCUUAACUGAAUCAUCAGUGUUGCAUAUUGAAUAGAACAUGAUAAACCUAUCUUGAUGGACUUGUACAUGUUAGGAUAUAGAUUAUAUACGUUUAUUCAAAGCCUUGUUUUUUAAAACAGUAGUGAUACAGUUUGAAUAUGGAGAAAACUGAAGAUGUACCUCCCCUCCCCAAAGAACCAGCAAGAGAAAUGAAUGUGGAGAACCAUACUUGUCCCCCACCUCUGCCGCCUAAUGAACAGCCUCCACCACCUCCCCUGCAAACGUCCAGUGAUGCAGAGGUAAUGGACGUUGGCUCUGGUGGUGAUGGACAGUCAGAUACACCUGCUAGGGACACACACGCCGUCUGCAGAACACAGCUUCUAACAAAGGGAUCUGCUUGCUACAAAACUUGUCUUAUAAUAGACCCUAACAAUAGUGACCAAAGUCCAAGAACUGCUCGUCAUGCACCUUCAGUUCGAAAGUUCAUCCCUGAUCUUAAGUUACUUAAAGAUGUAAAAAUUAGUGUUAGCUUUACAGAAAGCUGCCAAAUCAAAGACAGAAAAGUUCUGUACACUGGAGCUGAGCAAGAUUAUAAGCCAGAUACAGAUUUUAGUAUUAAUAAUGUCAAUGGGGAUUUGUAUGUUUGUCCUUUUGGUGGUAGUAGUGGUAAAGCUGUAGGUGUAGGAGGUGAAAAUGAUGGCAAGAAGUAUGAUGAAAAUGAUAUUGAUCAGGAAAAGAGAGUGGAAUAUGCUAUCCUGGAUGAGUUAGAAGAUUUUACUGACAAUUUGAUGGAAAUUGAUGAAGGAGAAGGGUUCACAUCUAAAGCAAUCGUUCAAAGAGAUAAAGUGGAUGAAGAAACCUUGAAUUACUCUUAUGAGGAUGAUUUUGACAAUGAUGUGGAUGCUCUGCUGGAAGAGGGCCUUCAAGCUCCCAAAAAGAGGAGGCUAGAUGAGAAAUAUGGAGGAGAGAGUGACCAUCCAUCUGAUGGAGAGACAAGUGUACAGCCAAUGAUGACCAAAAUAAAAACCGUACUUAAAAGUCGUGGCCGUCCUCCUACGGAACCAUUACCUGAUGGAUGGAUUCCUGUAUUUCUGCAAAGAGAAUCCAGAGUUGUUACCUGGUCCAGACCUUAUUUCUUGGGAACAGGAAGCAUAAGGAAACAUGAUCCUCCCUUGAGUAGCAUUCCUUGUCUGCAUUAUAAGAACAUGAAGGACAAUGAGGAAAGGGAACAAAACAACGACAUAACCCCAAAUGGGGAAGUAUCACCUAUAAAGCACAUAUAUAAGUCUUCGGAUCUGGACUGCCAAACAGAGGAGCCGGACUCUAUUGCUGCUGAUUCUGGGCCUUUAGAUGAGAGAGAGCCUUCAGGGUGUGAUGCAGCACCAGGACCCUUAGGACAAGUUAAGGCUAAAGUUGAAGUGUGUAAAGAUGAAUCUGUAGGUGAGUACUGAAAUCAGUGCCUACUACUUGUUAGAGGAGGGGAUUGGCCGUCAAGAAUCUGAUUUUUUUUUUUUUAAAUAAACUCCUGAUUCACUUCUUGAGCUUGGGGAAGUCAUCACAUUUCUCUCUGCUUCAGUUCUUCAUCUGCAAAAUGGGGGGGGGCUUUACAUCCCCACUUCUGUUAAGCAAUUUGAUCCUCGGUAUGUGGAAGUAUGUAACUAUGGAGUGCAUUUGAGGAUUGCUGAGGGACAACAUGCAAGGAUCAUUUUUAGCUGUAGAAAUUUGAGAAUUACCAGGGUAUAGUACUGUAAACUUGUGCAUUUAGUGACUAACUAAAGGAGACUUAAAUUACAGCAUAAAUAAAAACUAUCACCACUGGGGUCUUUUUUUGUAAAGUAUGAUUGCCUAUACCCAUCUGACGAAUUGUUUGCACACAUUUUCUGUGCUGAUUUAA
Messenger RNA from Pelodiscus sinensis (Chinese soft-shelled turtle), 2031 nucleotides. Lineage: Eukaryota; Metazoa; Chordata; Testudines; Trionychidae. The record is from RefSeq and is a predicted model, not a curated record.